This is a messenger RNA of Hemibagrus wyckioides, 1717 nucleotides long. Its product is annotated as large ribosomal subunit protein uL3m-like. The coding region runs from base 127 to 765 and encodes 212 amino acids. The record is from RefSeq and is a predicted model, not a curated record. NCBI's taxonomy places the organism in Eukaryota, Metazoa, Chordata, Actinopteri, Siluriformes, Bagridae. Gene Ontology annotation, molecular function: structural constituent of ribosome. Gene Ontology annotation, cellular component: mitochondrial large ribosomal subunit; ribosome. The transcript has 6 exons. Gene Ontology annotation, biological process: translation.
CGGAUGCUUUCAUAUGUUACACCGGAACUUGCCGUACUUGACAUUAGAGGAGAGACAGGAGAUUGGCGUGUUUGUGUUUGUAAUGUUUUUCUGGUUUAAUUGAAAGACACUGUGCUGAGAAUAAAGAUGGCAGUGUGGACUUGCAGACUGCUCAGACUCAGUGAUGCGCUGGUUUACAGAGCCACUGCGAUUCUUCCCCGCACCGGAGCAGGAACCUCACCGUUAGGCAGCAGUGUCCUUGUCCACUGUGUGAGGACGGCCAAGACGUCGACGUGGUGGGAUGAGCAUCUGACCGCAGAUAAUGUGGAGUUCCUGAAGAGGGAUGUGGCAGAGGACUACAGCAGGCUUACUGCGGCCAAACUCAACCCUCUGAAGGAUGAACCUUGGCCUCGGCACGAGUGGGAGGAACAGAGUCGGAGGGUUGGACUCGUGGCUGUGAAGCUGGGAAUGAUGCCCAUGUGGACCAAGUCAGGAGACCGACAUGUAGUGACCAUGCUGCAGGUGCAGGACUGUCACGUGAUCAAGCACAUGCCUAAAGACGAGUACGACGGCAGGUCUGCUGCUCUGGUUGUUGGUGCUAAAAACGUCUCUCCCUUUUAUAGGUCAGUGGAGUACCUGGAGAAGUUCCAGAAUGCUGGAGUUCCCCCCAAACAGAAACUGACCACGUUCCGUGUGACAGAAAACGCUGUCAUCAAGCCAGGCACUCCUCUGUAUGCUGCACACUUUCGCCCUGGACAGUACGUGGACAUCACAGCCAAAACGUAAGAGCUCUACACUCUCUCACACGCUUACACACACACACACACACUCUUGUAUUUAGAACACACAAAAUGUCUGAAAACUCAACUGUACCUUUAACGAUCAGAGAGGAAAAUCCAACAAUCCAGAAUAAAGCAUCCUCACAUAAUCAUGAAGUAUGACUGAAAAUCACUGGACAUCAUAAGUCCAGUUCUACAGCAGAGUGCUGCUAGUGGAGAUGUGUUAGUUGAGUAUCAGCUCCGUCUCAGCUGAUGAUGAGAGCUAUGAGAACACAGUACAGUGUGACACCUUAAUGAUGUUCAGUCGAUAUUUACUGGUACAGGUGUUCCUGGUAAAGUGGCCAGUGGAUGCUACUGUAUGAGGUAUAGGAGUAUGAUGAACAUUUCAGUGAGUAAACUGCCUUUAGAAUAGAUCCAAAUAAAUAAGUGAAUAAAGACCAAAAUGAGUGUGUUCAGCUCUGAUGGGCUCCAGCAUGGAGUGUGAACCUGACCAGCACCAACCCAGUGAGCGCACAUUCCCAGUGAUGCAUGGUGGUGAGAGUAUGAUGGUAUGGCUGCAUGACAUGACCUUUACACAUGGCACUGUCACCACACACCUGGCAGAUAAGGAAUGUUCCAGCAUGAUCAUGACCUAAAGCACACUGCUAGAGUGUCUUCACAUCACACAAGCGUGUCUACAGAAGAAAACCCAUGACCUGGAUGAGGAGGAGGUCACCUGACAUGAGUCCAGAAGAACCAUGGGGUAGAGAGCACAAUGUCUCCAUCAAGGAGGACUAGAGGAAGAUCUCCAGGACAUCUUUAGAUAACAUCUCUCCAGGGUGUCUCUCUACAACAUUUCUCUAGAACAUCACUCUAAAACAUCUCUCCACAAUGUCUCUCUAGAACAUUUCUCUGAAGUUGAUUGCAGCAAGCUCCUGCUGUAAUUUAAUAACUCUAAACUCUUAGGCUUGCGUUUUCUG